AUGUCCCUCGAGCUCUACUACAGUCCUAACAGCCCUUUCGCGCGAAAGGUGCUUAUCGUCGCCCGAGAGCUGGGACUGUAUUCCCAGCUCCAACUGCAGCUCGUCGCUCCAAACCCUACAGUCCGCGUACCAGAGCUACACGUGCACAACCCCCUCGCCCAAGUGCCCACCCUUGUUACGCCGGACCAUGGCGUCAUCUUCGACUCGGGUGUGAUCGUACAGUACCUGGAUGUACUCGCGGGAGGGGGUAAGAUCUUGCCGCCAAGUGGGGAUCUGAAGAGGUAUGAGGCACUGACGUAUGACCAUUUGUGUAAUGGGACACUGGGAGCCAUGCUCUUGGUGCGGUAUGAGAGUGCUGUGCGGACUCUGGAACAACACUCUGAGCCAUGGGUAACCGGCCAGCUCAGCAAAGCGCAACGCGGUAUCCAACGCCUCUCUGAGCUUCACCUUCCAGACAUCAGCGGCCCUGUCCUUUCCCUGCAGGCUGUGGACCUGCUCGUCGUUGUUUGGUAUUUGGACCGCAGGUUUGGGCAUUUGAACUGGAGGGAAUGGGAGGGGGCGAAGGUGCUGGCGGAGUGGUAUGAGCACGCAGAGAAGAGACAAAGCUGGGUGGAAGAAGUCGCGCCUCCCUUGUAG
Messenger RNA from Dacryopinax primogenitus, 636 nucleotides. RefSeq names its product glutathione S-transferase. Lineage: Eukaryota; Fungi; Basidiomycota; Dacrymycetes; Dacrymycetales; Dacrymycetaceae. Bases 1 to 636 code for a protein of 211 amino acids. The record is from RefSeq and is a predicted model, not a curated record. The transcript has 3 exons.